Molecule: messenger RNA, 1178 nt
Organism: Helianthus annuus (common sunflower)
Lineage: Eukaryota; Viridiplantae; Streptophyta; Magnoliopsida; Asterales; Asteraceae
Exons: 2
Coding region: 99-1082 (327 amino acids)
Source: RefSeq, a predicted model, not a curated record
GCACAAUUCCCAUGCAGCAUCUCCCUACUCACUCACUCACUCACCCUACACCUUUUAACCUUGUGUAAUCCGCCACCCAUCCACCACAAACACACACAAUGGGGAUGAAGGGACACCCACAGAACAACGGCACCGGAGGCGGUAGCAGCGGCGGUGGCGGGUGGAUGAUGAAAAACAAAAUGGCCAUGGUGGCAGUGGUCAUUCUGAUGGGAGUAAUUGGAGUGAUGGUGGUUCAAAAGGUGAAAGACAGAAGAUUGUUUAACCUUGUUAUUAAAGAUAAAGAUCGCCAAAUAUUCUCUCUUAACCUUCUCUUGCAGAAGGAAAGACAAUAUGCAAAAGAAAACAAAAGGAAGAAUCAAGAUUUGAAUGCAAAGUUAUACUCCCUUAGAACCCAAAAGAUUGAACUCACCAACAAGAUGAUGGAAAUGAGAUCAAUUAUUGGUUCCAUGAAAGAUGAACACCGAGCGUUGGAGUUGGCGAUUGACGAGAAGCAGAAUGAGAUCAACCAGAAAGAAACUGAAAUCAAGGAUUUGAAAAACAGCCGGAAAAUGCCUCCGAAAAUCUGGUCAGUCGGUUCUAAUGACACGUUGAAUUAUCGACUCAACGUGACCGAAAGAAGUGUGUCGUCUGGUCAGUUGAGCAAUGGGAAAAAGCCGAAUCAUCAAGAGAAUAAAAACCCAGAUGUCAAAGUUCAAAAGCCAAAAGAUGAAGCUUCAGAAGCACUUCAAAAAGAGCAUAAUGGUGAUGCGAAGAUUGAUAAGUCCAACGUAAAUGGUACACUAGCCACAAAGGAGAAGUGGGAUUCUGAAGAAAAUGGUGACGGUUUAACCAUGAAAGGAAGGAGAUUCUUUAUAGGGGCAACUGAAAGCCAAAGGGACAAGAGUAACGGUCAAGAUGAAAGAGGUGAAGUGAAAGCAAACACAGAAGAGGGUCCGACAGAAGUCGCACGAUUCAAGUCUGGUAGACCAAACUAUGAAGCUGACAGGAUGGAUGAAGAUGAAGCAGAGACAAAAGUGGAUAUGAAUUCUGCUAGAAAUGGCUCAGCAGAAGAUCAAGAUUACAAGGAAGCAAAAGAAGAGUGAUUUAACCAUAUCUUUAGAUAGUUUUUCGAUUAAAAGUAAUUUGUUUGUUGUGUUUAUCUGAUUUCAUGUAGUCAUGAGAGUUGAACUUGAAUGUAA